Molecule: messenger RNA, 387 nt
Organism: Candidozyma auris
Lineage: Eukaryota; Fungi; Ascomycota; Pichiomycetes; Serinales; Metschnikowiaceae
Gene: DUO1
Product: Duo1p
Exons: 1
Coding region: 1-387 (128 amino acids)
Biological process (GO): mitotic cell cycle
Cellular component (GO): mitotic spindle; DASH complex
Source: RefSeq, a predicted model, not a curated record
AUGUCACGACAGCUAGCGCUCGAGAAAGAGUUGCUGCAAGUCAAAAGUUUAAACAAAACCAUUGACGCCCUUACAGAGACCGUAGUUUCUGCCAAAAAAAACAUAGCCAAAACGAAAAGCACGACUGACAGCGCAGGCGCUCUCUUGGAAGAUUGGAUCAAGAUACUAAAUCAAACGUCGUUUGCGAGAAAUGCCUUACAAGACUCGCGAUGGAAAGGACCAAUCGAGGAUAAUGAGGAUGAGGGCGAUGAGGUGCUGGUGCAAGUAGACCAGUUGACGAGUGAACUAGAGGCUCUAGAAGAACAGAAUCGAAAACUUCAAGCACAGUUAGACUCUUACAAAAGACCAGAUUCGCUGGAGAGGUCAAGGAAGAGACAGAAAACUUAG